UUGCCGUACAUCUACGUCAUCACUAAGCGACUCGCAACAAUGGGUCAAAGUCAGAGUGGAGGACACGGUCCAGGAGGGGGAAAGAAAGAUGACAAGGAUAAGAAAAAGAAGUAUGAACCUCCUAUUCCAACCAGAGUUGGCAAGAAAAAGAAGAAGACCAAGGGACCUGAUGCUGCGAGCAAACUGCCCCUUGUUACGCCUCACACUCAGUGCCGUCUGAAGCUGUUGAAGCAGGAACGUAUCAAAGAUUACCUCCUGAUGGAGGAGGAGUUCAUCAGGAACCAGGAGCAGAUGAAGCCCCUGGAGGAGAAACAGGAGGAGGAGAGGUCAAAGGUGGAUGACCUGCGGGGAACCCCCAUGUCUGUCGGCACCCUGGAGGAGAUUAUAGAUGACAACCAUGCCAUCGUUUCCACCUCAGUGGGGUCGGAGCAUUACGUCAGCAUCCUGUCGUUUGUGGACAAAGAUCUUCUGGAGCCGGGCUGCUCCGUCCUGCUCAACCACAAGGUCCACGCUGUGAUCGGAGUGUUGAUGGACGACACUGAUCCCUUGGUGACAGUAAUGAAAGUAGAGAAAGCCCCACAAGAAACAUACGCCGACAUCGGAGGGCUUGACAAUCAGAUCCAGGAGAUCAAGGAGUCAGUGGAGCUGCCUCUCACACAUCCAGAGUACUAUGAGGAGAUGGGCAUCAAGCCUCCCAAGGGAGUCAUCUUAUACGGACCUCCUGGAACAGGCAAGACGCUGCUGGCCAAGGCCGUGGCCAACCAGACGUCGGCCACCUUCCUGCGCGUGGUGGGCUCCGAGCUGAUCCAGAAGUACCUGGGAGACGGGCCCAAGCUGGUGCGGGAGCUGUUCAGGGUGGCGGAGGAGCACGCGCCCUCCAUCGUGUUCAUCGACGAGAUCGACGCCAUCGGCACGAAAAGAUAUGACUCGAACUCGGGCGGCGAGAGGGAGAUCCAGAGGACCAUGCUGGAGCUGCUCAACCAGCUGGACGGCUUCGACUCGCGGGGAGACGUCAAAGUCAUCAUGGCCACCAACCGGAUAGAAACCCUGGACCCGGCUCUGAUCAGACCCGGGAGGAUCGACCGGAAGAUUGAAUUCCCGCUGCCGGACGAGAAAACCAAACGCCGGAUCUUCCAGAUUCACACCAGCCGCAUGACGGUCGCAGACGACGUGACCCUCGACGACCUCAUUCUGGCGAAGGACGACCUAUCGGGAGCAGACAUCAAGGCCAUCUGCACGGAGGCCGGCCUCAUGGCUCUGCGCGAGCGCCGCAUGAAAGUCACCAACGAAGACUUCAAGAAGUCCAAGGAGAACGUCCUGUACAAGAAGCAGGAGGGCACGCCGGAGGGCCUCUACCUCUAACCUUCACUCUAACGGCUUCUCUCUCUCCUCCGCCUCUGAACCUAUCGCUGAGUGAACGUGUGAAAGCGGCGACUCGGCCGUCGCCUCCCCCCCAGAGAGUUUUUGAUAUAUUUUGUGCACGUGGUUUCUGGCUUCUCCCGCUUCUUCCUGUUACCGUCAUGUGUUCCAACCAUAAAUAAAGACAGAAAUAAACACA
This is a messenger RNA of Salarias fasciatus (jewelled blenny), 1558 nucleotides long. It is a transcript of the gene psmc1b, whose product is annotated as proteasome 26S subunit, ATPase 1b. Gene Ontology annotation, molecular function: ATP binding; ATP hydrolysis activity. NCBI's taxonomy places the organism in Eukaryota, Metazoa, Chordata, Actinopteri, Blenniiformes, Blenniidae. The record is from RefSeq and is a predicted model, not a curated record. The transcript is spliced from 11 exons. Bases 40 to 1362 code for a protein of 440 amino acids.